Impatiens glandulifera is the source of this 1296-nucleotide messenger RNA. RefSeq lists its product as uncharacterized. Lineage: Eukaryota; Viridiplantae; Streptophyta; Magnoliopsida; Ericales; Balsaminaceae. The record is from RefSeq and is a predicted model, not a curated record. Bases 187 to 1053 code for a protein of 288 amino acids. The transcript has a single exon.
GAUCGAUAAUCUUCUUCUUGUAGCUCUACUCUAGUGAGAGAGUAGCUCAUCCCAAGUCAGCAGGUUUAUUCUCUUCGUGGUGCAGAAGAAGAAGAACUACCUCCAUGGGUAUGUCCUCCUGCACACCAGGUGUUUGACGAAAUCUCUGAACCACCAAAGAAUCUUGUUGUUUAUAAUAAUUAUUUGAUGAGUUCUUUAAGUACAGUAGGUUUUGCUUUGAGUCUUGUUUUUGGGUUCCUCUUUUUAGCCCUCAUAGCUGAACUUUACUACUUGUUAUGGUGGAAGAAGAGAAUUAUAAACAGUGUGGAUGUUAAAUUAGAUGAUUGCAUUAAUAAUAAUAAUAAUAGCCCAAGAAGAAGAAGAGAUGGGGAGUUGAUGUACAUGUCCUCCUCCUGUUGGACAAAACCUUCAUUUCUGGUAUCUAAAGCCCUUGACCCCCAAAGACUUUGUUCUUCAGCCAUAAUGGCAGAUACCCAAGUUUAUGAACCUCAAUCUCUAUCUUAUCCCAACCAAAACAACAUUUGGUUCAGAGAAGAAGACGACGAUGAUGAUGAUGAAGAUGAUCAGCAUAGUACCCUCUCUGUUCCACCAAGGUUUCUCUUCACCAUUGUAGAGGAGACAAAGGAGGAUUUAGAAUCAGAAGAUGGAGGUUCAUUAAGUAGAAGAUUCAGUGAUUUGGUUUUGACAAUUGAAACUACUCCUCCAUAUCUGACCCCUCUCGCAUCACCAACAGCUUACUUCACUCCUCCUCUAACCCCAUUAUCCUCAAAUAAUGGGUUCAAUCCUCUGUUUGAGUCAUCAAAUGAUGUUGAAAUCAGGAGAAUCAAGUCUUCUCCACCCCCAAAAUUCAACUUCUUGAAAGAUGCUGAGGAAAAACUUUUUAGAACACAGAUAAGGAGAGAAGAAGAAGAUAUGGGUAUUGGUUCUUCAUCAUCAGAUCCUUCACUGUUUCUUAAGGAUCAUGAGGAAAUUAAUAGGUGUUUUAUUUCAUCACUUGUUGUGAGCCGUCGAGUUCAAUUCCAUGGUUCAUCCUCCCAGGUGCUUCCUGUGUAACAACUGCAAACAAACCCAGUUUGGUCGAUCUCAUUGUUUCUCUUUAAACUUGUUUUUUUUUUUAAUGAUUUAAAAAAAUCUGUGUGUAUAAACUUUAUCACCGCAUGCUAUAGGUGGUCGUGAGACCUCCAAGUCUUCCCCCCACCUUGUUUUGUCUUUUUCUUUUUCCACAUUUCUUUUUGUCAUUUUGCCCCUUAACUGUACGUCCCGCACCAGUUUCAUCCCUAAAGAAGUUGACUACAU